AUGGCCGAGGUAGCUAAGGAUAAAGACGUCGUCGUGAUCAUACACUCUGAUAGGGUGGAUGUAGGCUACGAGGCGUUGAAGGGUGUCCAAAUCAAGAAGCCAUCCAGAUACCACAGUCCGUCGGGCGUGAGUGCAGAGGGUGUGGUGAACUUAAUCAUCAUCGCUGGAAUGGUGCUGCCAGUAGCAACAGUGGCUGUGACUUAA
Letharia columbiana is the source of this 204-nucleotide messenger RNA. RefSeq lists its product as uncharacterized. The record is from RefSeq and is a predicted model, not a curated record. Lineage: Eukaryota; Fungi; Ascomycota; Lecanoromycetes; Lecanorales; Parmeliaceae. The transcript has a single exon. Bases 1 to 204 code for a protein of 67 amino acids.